AGCAUACACAGUAGAGAGAAGUUGAGAAGAUAGAGAGGGGAAGGGGCAGGGGCAGCAAAGGUCAGGAGGGCAGGGCCACCUUUGUUUUACUUUUUUUUCUGAUGCAGACAUCCGUGGCAGAACAGAGGGUCACUCUACAGACUGCAACAUAAAAAAGAGGUCAGAACAAAAACAAAACAAAGUAAAAAAAAAAAGAAGAAAAUCAAGAAAAGCUCUUAGCUAUAGUACUACUGUCCCUAGAAAAGAGUAAUAACCCCAUAGACAAAAAAUUGUAGUACUAUUGUUACUACUAGUACAAGAGUAGCAAGAAGGACUAAAGGUCUAUAGGGUUAUUUGUGCUCUAAUGGAACUUAAAUGGGGACCAAGUUUGUGUCUUUUGGACAAAUGAAUGUGUUUUUUCUGUUUGUGGGGUUGUAUUUUUUUGUGGUAAAGAAGUUACUAGUCCUCAAAUCUUGGUAGUGAAAUAAAGAUCUGUAAGAUGAAAUGGAGACCAAGCUUGUAUGUUUGAACCAAUGGCUGUGUUCUCUGUGAAGGGAAAGCUAGUGAAGAGAUUACUAUUGUUAAAAUCUUGGUAAAAUAUAAGAUCUAGCAAAUAGCAAAAGAUGAUUGUAAUACCUCAAGGAAAUAGCAUACCAGCAAAAGGGGUUCUUUGUGUUUCUAAUUUUGUGCCUUCCAUUACUUCAUCUUCUUCUUCUUCACAAGAAGCACCAAUUUUCAUGAAAGAUGCAAACUUUACAAGAAAUGAACCUGUUUCUGAGUUGGAUACAAGAAGUCCUAGUCCUUCAGCUUCAUCUUCUUCAUGUUCUUAUGGUGGAAACACUGCAGUUCCAGGUGCUGGAAGUUGGAAAACUGAUGGCAAGAAAGAGGAGUUAGUGAUGGAGCUGCAGCCAUUAACUGUGGGGUCGGAUCCAGAAAAAUCUGUUCUUGGUUUUGGAGAUUUGGACAAUUUGUUGCCUGAAUUUGUUGGCUCUGACCAAAGCUUUCUCCGGUGGAUUUCAGGUGAUGUGGAGGACCCUUCAGUCAGCUUGAAACAAUUACUCAAUGGGGAUUUUGGUUCUGGAUUCGAGGUUUCAGGAACAGGUUCUUUAGUUCAUACAGAUGCUAAUCUCUCCUUUUCUGGUUCAAAUAUCUGUCUGAAUGCCAAUAUUGAAAGAUUUGGCACUGUUAUAGACUCAAAUAAUGGUCGAAAUAAUAAUAGUUUCGAGAAGAAUCUGAAUGUCAAUCCUUAUUUAGAACAGAAGCCACAAGUAAUGGCAAACCAAAACCAGUUCCAGAAUGCUGUCUGUGUCAACAUUUUAGGGUCCUCGCCAUGUGAUAUCAAUCAAGAACAGCCUCUGUCCAAACGUCACAAUUCGGGUGCCCUUGUUUCGAGUUUGGGUGGUCUAUUGCCUAAAGUUCCGUUUUUUGAUGCCAGUUGUGACUUCUUGAUGAGGAAACAACCAUUGGGGCAAAUGCAGCAACAAGUCAAUUUGCUGCCUGCUCAACAGUUUCAGCCGAAGCCAUUAAUUGUACCUAAGCUUGAGGCAGCUGGUGGUGGUGGUAAUGGUAAUUUGAUGGUGCCUCGUCAUCAACUGCAGGAACAACAAUUUAUUUAUGACCAGAUUUUUCAGGCCUCAGAACUAUUGCUGGCCGGACAAUUCUCAAACGCGCAAUUGAUAUUGGCGCGGCUCAAUCAACAGCUUUCUCCCAUUGGGAAACCCUCAAGGAGGGCUGCUUUUUAUAUCAAGGAGGCUCUGCAGUUGCCUUUCCUUGUGCCUUGCACAUCCACUUUUUUGCCUCCAAGAAGUCCCACCCCAUUUGAUUGUGUGCUUAAGAUGGAUGCUUAUAAGUCCUUCUCCGAAAUAUCUCCACUUAUCCAGUUCAUGAAUUUCACCUCCAAUCAGGCUAUUCUUGAAGCUCUUGGGGAUGCUGAGCAAAUUCACAUAAUAGAUUUUGACAUCGGUUUUGGUGCUCAAUGGUCCUCGUUUAUGCAAGAACUUCCAAGUAGCAGUAGAAAGGCAACUUACCUGAAGAUUACAGCUUUUGCAUCUCCUUCAACCCACCACUCUGUUGAAAUUGGCAUCAUGCACGAAAGUUUAACACAGUUUGCUAAUGAUGCGGGGAUGAGAUUUGAGCUUGAAGUUAUUAACUUGGAUUCUUUCGACCCUAAGUCUUAUCCCUUGUCCUCCUUGAGGUCAUCUGAGUGCGAGGCAAUUGCUAUUAAUUUCCCUAUCUGGUCUAUUUCAAGCCUUCCGUUUGCAUUUCCUUCGCUUCUUCAUUGCAUGAGGCAGCUUUCUCCCAAAGUAGUUGUAUCACUGGAAUGCGGUUGUGAACGUACUGAACUCCCCUUAAAGCAUCACCUUCUCCAUGCCCUCCAGUACUACGAGACACUCUUAGCCAGUAUUGAUGCUGCUAAUUUAACUCCAGACAUUGCGAAAAAGAUCGAGAGGUCUCUUCUCCAGCCGAGUAUUGAGAACAUGAUCUUGGGGCGGCUCCGAUCCCCUGAUAGGAUGCCCCCAUGGAGAAACCUAUUUACUUCCGCAGGAUUUUCACCAAUUGCAUUUAGUAAUAUGACCGAAGUCCAGGCCGAAUGUGUUGUUAAAAGAACUCAUGUAGGAGGUUUUCAUGUUGAGAAGCGACAGACAUCUCUUGUGCUAUGCUGGAAACAGCAGGAGCUCCUGUCAGCUGCUACUUGGAGGUGUUAAGGAGCUUUUCUUCUGAAGCCAAAAGGGUGAAGCCAAAAGACCCUUUCUUUUAACAGCAACUACUAGAGGUUUUGACUCUUCAAUUUGAUGUCUAUUAAGAAAUCUGAUUUACGUUGCUAUCCGUGUCCUUGUAAAAUUUUAUAUUUAUGUCUCUGUCUCCUUAUGUAGUCUUGACUGUGUAGGCAAGUGUUUGGCGUUAGACAAAUCCUAACUAUUGUCCCUGUUUGAAAUCAGUAUGCCGUAUCUUCCUGCA
Capsicum annuum is the source of this 2937-nucleotide messenger RNA. RefSeq names its product scarecrow-like protein 6. Bases 603 to 2684 code for a protein of 693 amino acids. The record is from RefSeq and is a predicted model, not a curated record. The transcript is spliced from 3 exons. Gene Ontology annotation, cellular component: nucleus. Gene Ontology annotation, molecular function: DNA-binding transcription factor activity; sequence-specific DNA binding. Gene Ontology annotation, biological process: regulation of DNA-templated transcription. NCBI's taxonomy places the organism in Eukaryota, Viridiplantae, Streptophyta, Magnoliopsida, Solanales, Solanaceae.